Molecule: messenger RNA, 1458 nt
Organism: Nymphaea colorata (pocket water lily)
Lineage: Eukaryota; Viridiplantae; Streptophyta; Magnoliopsida; Nymphaeales; Nymphaeaceae
Exons: 1
Coding region: 47-850 (267 amino acids)
Source: RefSeq, a predicted model, not a curated record
UUUUUGGAAGUUUUUUCCCCAGUAAGUCUUCUCUCUGAACAGAAGAAUGGAAAAAGGCGACCAUGUCCACCACUCGCCCCGCCGCCACCACCAGGACAUCGUGGAGCUUCUUGAGCUCAACUGGUUCGCCGGAAACGUCCUGUACCGAUCGACCUCGGCCGCCGCCCAUCCGACUCAACCGCUUCCCAGCGCCCCUCCUCCUCCAGCUCCACGGGAACGUUCCAAAUCCCUCAAUCGAGACGUGACGUUGCUGGCCCUCCCCCUCCGAUCUGUCCGGCACAACUCUUUACCGGAGCCCCUGCUUCCGUUUUUGCCGGAGAGUCAGACCCCGUUUUCGCCGGAUUCCGUCCUCCAGACAAGGAAAUUGGAGACGAUUAUCUCCGGGAAGACGUACGACGCCGAUGAUGAAGAGGGCCUGGGGCCGGCGAGUAGCAUCCCAGUGGUGGAAUCUCCGCCGAGACGGCGGCGGGCAAGAAGGAUCAUGAGGAGGCGGCGGGUUAGCCGCAGCUUGUCGGAGCUGGAGUUCGAGGAGGUCAAGGGGUUCAUGGACCUUGGGUUCACCUUCCCGAGUAAUGACGUCAGCCCGACUCUUGCGAGGGUAGUGCCGGGCUUGCAGAGGCUCGGCAUCGGGGCGGAUUCAGGGGCCGCCGACGGCGACGGAAAGCAAGAGGCGGUCGAGGAAGAAGAGGAGGGGAGGAGGAGAAGGCCGUAUCUCUCUGAAGCGUGGGAUUUCUACGAUCGGCUGAAGUGUCCAUUGGAGGGGUGGAAGUUGCCGGACGAUGCCGACGGGGUCGAGAUGAAGGAGCACCUAAGGACGUGGGCCCACCGGGUGGCCUCAGCCGUUAGAUGACCGCGAUGGACGGCGUUGGUAAACAAGAUAAAUGGAGAUCGAGAGGGAGAGAGGCUUAUCUUGUCAAUUGUAAAUUGGACCGCUUGUUAGAGGGAAUUGCAAAUCAUACCUUUUUCUGUAAAAAAAAAAAUGAUAUAUUUUUUUUUUGUGUUUUUCAUUUAAAGGAAAUAUUGUUUUCACGGAUAAGAGCAAAUGUCUUAUCAAAAUUCUGGCCAAAUCUAUAUUUGUCAUCUUUGUGCCUUGAGUUUUUUUUAUUCUCUCUUUUCUUUUGUUUUCUUAAAAAUACUUCAACAACAAAGAGUUUUCCUCUUUAAAGAUCAAUUAUGUCUUUAUUCGACAAGAAAAAUUUUUCAACUUGACCCUUAUGCUCUUGCAUCGCAUGAACACAAAGAAAAAAAAAAUUACACAUCCAAACGUGGACUUUCAAUGAUUCUAUUUCACAAAUUUGGAAGUUUUUUUUUUUGUGAACAAGAAUGAAAAGGUUUGAAGGUCUUAUUUUCCUUGCUUUGGUGCCUUUGGGUUGUAUCAGAAGACAACUAUCCAUGCCUCACCAGACAAAUUUGUAAGCUUGUGAGCGCCAGAACUGCAAUGGAAAAUCUUUUAAAUCA